CGAAAGGUAUAUCGCUUCUUCGGAUUCAACAAAGGAUACAAUUUCCCACUAUGGGUAAUCUUCGCGGGCGGCAUGCUCGGUUUUUCCCUCUCCCGCCUCGGCGACCUCGAUUACGACGGCUACUUCAAGCGAAACUUCGCCCUCGUCCCCGGCUACUGGUACUACUUCCGCAGCGGCUCCUACCGCUACGGCAUGCUAAUCCACCUCGCUGCUAUCCUCCCGGCUGGAAUCCUUAUGACCUUCCAAUUCACCCCCAUCAUCCGCCACAAAUGGAUUUUGUUCCACCGCCUCAACGGCUACGUCGUCUUGCUGCUGUGUCUGAUUAGUAACGCUGCCGCUUUCGUCGUCAUUCGUCACAAGCAGGGCGGCAAUCGUAUUAAUAGCCACGCUGUGGAAACACUCAUGGGAAUUAUCACCACAAUUGGAAUUUUCAUGGGGUGGUGGAAUAUUCGGCGCAAGCAGAUUGAACAGCAUCGUGCGUGGAUGCUGAGAACCAUGUUUUACAUGGCUGUUACGAUUACGGCGCGCGUCAUCAAUUUUGCGGCUAGGAGCAUUAUUACAAAGAUUGGCAACUAUUGGGCUGUGUGGAUGUGCGAUGAGAUCAAUUUCCUUUACAUGAAUCUUGGAAUGGAAUUUCCGCAGGAGACCUACCCGGAGUGUAUCUUGCCGGAUGGAUCGCUGAAUCGCUGGAAGCGGGUUGCGGUUGCUGCGAGGGAGGACCCGAAUCACUUGGAGCAGUUUGGUGCGAGUGCUGUGGCGUCGUUUAGCACCAUGCUUUGGAUUUGCCUGUUUCUUCACAUGAUCGGCGUGGAGUUGUAUUUGCGAAUGACUCCUAGAGAAACAGAAAGACUUCGUCAAAUCAGUUAUGAGAAGCAGGUCGAGGCUGGUUAUCGUAACCCUGGUAGUGCUGGGCUGGUCUUGGAUCGAUGGGCUGACGGAGAUAAGUGGACUCCUAAAAAGUAAGAAAGAUGUGUUGGUAAGACGUAUUGGUAAGAUGGACAAUGCUCUAGUUUGUGGCCCAAGAAAGAGCCAGUAUGUAGAAGAGAGAUUGGUUGACGGGAUUAGAUAGCAUUGCUAUGGGAAAGUGAUUGGUAAGAUUGAUGGGGUGGAAUCUGUGGGAUAUCCAAGCUAUGGACUGUUGCGCGAACACAGACUUGAAAACCUCCACCAUCUAAGUGGUAGCUUCUUUAUGUGCUUAGUGUUGGAAUAAGGAGGGUGCUACUUGUUCUAUAGCCAGCUCAGAGGUAG
Messenger RNA from Bipolaris sorokiniana ND90Pr, 1248 nucleotides. RefSeq lists its product as uncharacterized. NCBI's taxonomy places the organism in Eukaryota, Fungi, Ascomycota, Dothideomycetes, Pleosporales, Pleosporaceae. Bases 73 to 963 code for a protein of 296 amino acids. The record is from RefSeq and is a predicted model, not a curated record. The transcript is spliced from 3 exons.